GUGGCGUUUGAAGACAUAUUUGCAGAGCCUGACAGUACCCAUAGUAGUGACUAUGUAUGGGGAUCGUCAUUCAGGUGCUUCAACAAGAGCAAAACCUGCUGCUACAAUUGUCUGUCAACGGUGUGUGCCGUGCCGUGUGCAGUGUACUGGGGGUUGGUGUUUGCGUGCACCAUCUUCUGGCAGAUCUGGUUCAUCGUACCAAGUCUGCGGCUGCUGGCCAUCAACAUGUGGGCGGUCGGCAAGCAGAACUCCCUCUACGUGCACGCCCUGUGCGAUCCAUGGUGCGAGUCGUGUGGUCGGCUCUUCUCGCAGAUUAAAGUGCACGUAUUAAAAGAUUGA
This is a messenger RNA of Saccoglossus kowalevskii, 339 nucleotides long. RefSeq names its product caveolin-1-like. Lineage: Eukaryota; Metazoa; Hemichordata; Enteropneusta; Harrimaniidae. Gene Ontology annotation, biological process: caveola assembly. The record is from RefSeq and is a predicted model, not a curated record. Gene Ontology annotation, molecular function: molecular adaptor activity. Gene Ontology annotation, cellular component: caveola.